ACUGUGGACAUAAAACUGCCCCUUGCCCUGACGUGGUGGGUGCAGAGUGCCGGCUGGGGCCCCGCAUUGGAUUCCACUUAGAGUUUGGAGAGUCUGACUGCAUGGUGCCGUAAGUCUCUGGGAAAGCACACUUAGACCACUGACUGGAAUCCAGGUCUCCUCCAUCACUUCAAUUUUUCACCCGAGCUCCUGCAUGUCUAAUAUUUAGACAUGUUCAGCUUUGUGGACUCAAGGACUGUUGUGCUACUUGUAGCAUCCCAAGUUGUUUUGCUAUCCGUGGUCAGGUGUCAGGAAGAGGAUGACCAGGAGGCAGGUGGUUGCAACCAGGAGGGCCAGCAGUAUAAUGAUAAGGACGUAUGGAAGCCAGAGCCGUGUCGCAUCUGUGUGUGUGACAGCGGAGCAGUUCUGUGCGAUGAGAUAAUCUGCGAGGAGAUCAAAGAGUGUGCCAACCCUCUCAUCCCAUCUGGAGAGUGCUGUCCCAUCUGCCUCACUGAUGCCACUGUCAUCACUGAGUCAUUUGGUGCUAAGGGCCAGAAAGGUGAACCAGGAGAGAUUGCUGAUGUUGUAGGACCAAGAGGACCAGCAGGCCCUAUGGGCCCCCCAGGUGAACAGGGACCACGUGGAGAGUCUGGCGCUAAAGGUGAUAAGGGAAAUCCUGGACCCCGAGGCAGAGAUGGUGAGCCUGGGACACCAGGUAACCCCGGACCACCUGGACCACCGGGACCACCAGGACUCGGAGGGAACUUUGCUGCUCAGAUGUCUGGAGGAUUUGACGAGAAGGCCGGCGGUGCACAGAUGGGAGUGAUGCAAGGGCCGAUGGGUCCGAUGGGUCCCCGUGGUCCUCCUGGGCCUAGUGGAGCUCCUGGACCUCAGGGUUUCCAAGGUAGUCCUGGAGAAACUGGAGAGCCUGGUUCAGCUGGACCAAUGGGACCUCGUGGGCCACCUGGACCUGCUGGAAAAUCAGGAAGUGAUGGUGAUCCUGGCAAACCUGGAAAACCUGGUGAACGUGGAUCUGCAGGGCCUCAGGGAGCUCGCGGUUUCCCAGGAACUCCUGGCCUCCCUGGAAUCAAAGGACACAGAGGUCAUUCUGGUCUGGAUGGAGCCAAGGGAGAGACUGGUGCAGCAGGAGCCAAGGGUGAGGCGGGUGCUCCUGGUGAGAACGGUGCUCCUGGUCCCAUGGGCCCACGGGGUUUACCUGGAGAGCGGGGACGUCCUGGAGCUUCUGGAGCUGCAGGUGCUCGCGGAAAUGAUGGUUUGCCUGGUCCUGCUGGUCCACCUGGGCCUGUUGGUCCUGCUGGAGCUCCUGGUUUCCCAGGAUCCCCAGGAGCCAAGGGAGAGGCUGGCCCAACUGGUGCACGUGGAUCUGAAGGUGCACAGGGACCCCGUGGUGAGGCUGGUACCCCAGGAUCACCUGGACCCGCCGGAGCAUCAGGUAACCCUGGUACUGAUGGUAUUCCUGGAGCUAAAGGAUCUGCUGGUGCUCCUGGUAUUGCUGGUGCUCCUGGAUUUCCUGGCCCUCGUGGACCACCUGGACCACAGGGGGCAACAGGACCUCUGGGGCCCAAGGGACAGUCAGGAGAUCCUGGUAUUCCCGGAUUCAAAGGUGAAGCUGGACCCAAGGGAGAGACUGGUGCUGCUGGCCCUCAAGGACCUCCUGGUCCUGCUGGCGAAGAGGGAAAGAGAGGAGCCAGAGGAGAACCAGGAGCUGCAGGACCACUUGGACCACCAGGAGAGCGAGGAGCUCCUGGUAACCGUGGAUUCCCAGGUCAAGAUGGUCUUGCUGGUGCUAAGGGAGCCCCUGGUGAUCGCGGUGUGCCUGGUGCUGCCGGUCCUAAAGGUGCUACUGGAGACCCGGGACGCACAGGAGAGUCUGGGCUCCCAGGAGCGAGAGGCCUUACUGGUCGACCUGGGGAUACUGGUCCUCAAGGAAAAGUUGGGCCAUCUGGCGCAUCGGGUGUGGAUGGUCGCCCAGGCCCGCCUGGUCCAAUGGGGGCUCGUGGACAGCCGGGAGUGAUGGGAUUUCCUGGACCGAAGGGAGCUUCUGGUGAACCUGGAAAACCAGGAGAGAAGGGUCUUGUAGGUCGUCCUGGUCUGAGAGGUCUGUCCGGUAAAGAUGGUGAGACUGGUCCUCCUGGACCUCCUGGACCUGCUGGACCUGCAGGAGAGAGAGGAGAGCAGGGACAGUCUGGACCUUCUGGCUUCCAGGGUCUGCCUGGACCGACUGGUGUCCCAGGAGAGCCUGGAAAACCUGGAGACCAGGGUAUUCCUGGAGAGGCCGGACCUUUUGGUGCUGCUGGACCUCGGGGUGAGCGUGGUUUCCCUGGUGAGAGAGGCAGUGCUGGAGCUCAGGGUCUUCAAGGACCUCGUGGACUUCCUGGAACACCUGGAACUGAUGGACCAAAGGGAGCCAUUGGACCAGCAGGCCCUCCUGGAUCCCAGGGACCCCCCGGGCUGCAGGGUAUGCCAGGAGAGAGAGGAACAGUUGGCAUCCCAGGAGCCAAAGGAGACAGAGGUGACAACGGACAGAAGGGACCUGAGGGAGCUUCUGGGAAGGACGGGGCUCGAGGUUUGACGGGUCCCAUUGGUCCUCCAGGUCCCUCUGGGCCCAAUGGCGCCAAGGGUGAAACUGGACCCACAGGACUUAUCGGUGCUCCUGGUGCACGGGGUGCUCCUGGUGACCGUGGUGAGGUUGGUCCUCCUGGACCAGCUGGUUUUGCUGGACCUCCUGGUGCUGAUGGUCAGCCUGGUCUUAAGGGAGAAGUCGGUGAGUCUGGACAAAAGGGAGAGGCUGGUAAUCCUGGACCUCAGGGACCCUCUGGGGCUCCUGGACCUGUGGGUCCUACUGGUGUACCUGGACCUAAAGGAGCCCGUGGUGCUCAAGGAGCUCCUGGUGCGACAGGUUUUCCUGGUGCUGCAGGCAGAGUUGGUCCUCCUGGUCCUAAUGGUAAUCCUGGUGCUGCUGGUCCUUCUGGUCCUGCUGGUAAAGAUGGACCAAAGGGUGUUCGCGGUGAUCCCGGCCCACCGGGAAGACAGGGAGAUAAUGGACUUCGGGGUCCUGCUGGUCCACAAGGAGAGAAGGGAGAGCCUGGAGAGGAUGGACCACCUGGUGCUGAUGGGCCUUCAGGUCCCCAAGGUCUUGGUGGAUCUCGUGGUAUUGUUGGUUUGCCUGGUCAGCGUGGAGAGAGAGGCUUCCCUGGUCUCCCUGGACCUGCUGGAGAACCUGGUAAACAAGGAGCCUCUGGUUCUUCUGGUGACCGUGGACCUCCUGGACCUGUGGGACCCCCUGGGCUUACUGGACCUGCAGGAGAGCAAGGUCGAGAGGGCACACCUGGAGCAGAUGGACCCCCUGGUAGAGAUGGUGCUACUGGACUAAAGGGAGAGCGAGGUAACACAGGACCUGCUGGUGCUCCAGGAGCUCCUGGUGCUCCUGGUGCUCCAGGACCUGUCGGUCCUCUUGGGAAGCAGGGAUCCAGAGGAGAGUCCGGUGCUCAAGGACCUAGUGGACCCCCGGGACCAGCUGGUGCCAGAGGAAUGGCUGGGCCCCAAGGACCACGUGGAGACAAGGGAGAGGCAGGUGAGGCCGGAGAGAGAGGACAGAAGGGUCACAGAGGAUUCACUGGUCUGCAGGGUCUUCCUGGUCCUCCUGGUUCUCCUGGAGAUGCCGGAGCUGCUGGACCUGCAGGACCAAGUGGUGCUAAGGGACCACCUGGGCCAGCGGGACCAGCUGGUAAAGAUGGCUCUAACGGACUGGCUGGCCCCAUUGGACCCCCUGGACCCCGUGGACGCUCUGGAGAAUCCGGUCCUCCUGGUCCUCCUGGUAACCCCGGACCUCCUGGUCCUCCCGGUCCUCCUGGAUCUGGCAUUGAUAUGUCUGCCUUUGCUGGUCUGACUCAGACUGAGAAGUCACCUGAUCCACUCAGGUACAUGAGAGCCGAUGAGGCCUCUAGCACCCUGAGGCAGCACGAUGCUGAGGUUGAUGCAACACUGAAGUCCAUCAACAGCCAGAUUGAGAACCUGCGUAGCCCUGAUGGCACCCAGAAGAACCCUGCUCGCUCCUGUAGAGAUCUUCAACUGUGCCACCCAGAGUGGAAUAGUGGGGACUACUGGGUUGAUCCAAAUCUUGGCUCCACCGCUGAUGCCAUUAAAGUCUUCUGCAACAUGGAGACUGGAGAGACUUGUGUCUACCCGAGUAUCGCUAAGGUACCAAAUAAGAACUGGUGGACGAGCAAGAGCAAAGAACGCAAGCAUGUCUGGUUUGGAGAGACUAUGAAUGGUGGAUUCCACUUCAACUACGGUCAGGAUGGUCCUGCUGCCAGUGCUGCCAAUGUCCAGCUGACCUUCUUGAGACUUUUGUCCACUGAAGCUUCCCAAAACAUCACUUACCACUGCAAGAACAGCAUUGCCUACAUGGACCAGGCUACAAGCAACCUGAAGAAGGCCUUGCUGCUGCAGGGUUCCAAUGAUGUGGAGAUCCGUGCGGAGGGCAACAGUCGCUUCAUGUACACCGUGUUGGAAGAUGGCUGCAAAAGACACACAGACCGGUGGGGCAAGACUGUCUUUGAGUACAAAACACAGAAGACCUCUCGUCUGCCAAUUGUGGACAUUGCUCCUAUGGACAUCGGAGGAGCAGAUCAGGAGUUUGGAGUGGAUGUAGGUGCAGUCUGCUUCUUGUAAAGCGGAAUAUCACAAUGGCCCCCAAAGGAACUGGAAACGACGAAGCAUCACACACACUUCCACAAUAAAGAAGACUGGAAAUUAAAAAGAAAAUUUGAUACUUUCUUGUAACGAAGUGCUCUCCAUGUCGUACUCCAUGGAUGUUAGCACUGAAGGGCAUCGGCAAUAUCUGUACACCACACCAACAUUCUCCGUCAACCCACUUCCUGAGAUCCAGUCAUGUUUCCCAUGACGAGAAAGAGUCAGAGCCAAGAGGAAGAGGGACCAAGAGAACAAGUGAUGGAGAACAGAAACAUGACUUGAUGUCAUUUAUUUAUUGUUUAACUGGGCAGAGUUGAGGUAGGACUGGAUGGGUGUAUUUUGUAAGAAAGAUGAGCCCCCUUCCACUACAGAACAGCCAUACAACCUCUGCAGUCCUACUCCACCUCCGUUCUCUCCUGACCCACAAAUUACGGCAUUUUUAAAUAAGUGUAGGCGAAAAUGUAUACAAAGUAAAACCAAAUCCAAGUGCUCCAGACCGUCGUCAUGUACAGGAGCAAAGGUGUAUUACCAUAACAAGGACUUGUACCAUGUAUUAUAAAUCCCCAGUUCUGUUGUUGUAAACGUCUGUUUAUGUACAUCCAAAUGGUUUUGUGUAUUUUCACUCUGUGUACAUGUGUGUAUAUGCACACCAACACUUUUUGGACAGUGAGGUUUUAUUUUGGGUCCUACACCCCUCGAUCUCCUCAUCAAAAAAGAAGUGUUUUACCCAAUUGUCGCCACAAAAUUUUUAAAUUAGUUGGAAAGUUUUGUGUUUGUCAUUAUCCUGAUUGUUUAAAGCUACCUCACACUGGAAAACAAAGUGACAGUGUUGACUAUAAAUCUGAUCUGAGCAAAAAUGAGCUUUCGGGUGGAUGUGGGGAUGAGUGGCCAUAUUUGCUUUGGGUUUCGAAGGUGCUAUGUGUUUAUUUCCGUCACCUACAUACCCCCAUCCAACUAGCUUCACAACACACCACACCACAAGCUCACACUCCACCCUGCAGGAUGGGUGCAGCAGGGGACACGGGGGGAUGGGGACACCUCCUCCAGAGUCGUUGGGACUCUGAGGAAAGAUGUUGAAAACAAGCAGGGUGGGCUGUCUGUGCAAGUGUGUGUGUGUGUGUGUGUGUGUGUGAGUGUGUGUACAUUUUUAAUUAAUUUUAUUAUGAACACUUUGCUCGUUUUGUUACACUUCUAAUUGAUGUAAAUUGGAAAUAAAAGGAAAACCAAAGUA
Messenger RNA from Thalassophryne amazonica, 5926 nucleotides. It is a transcript of the gene col2a1a, whose product is annotated as collagen, type II, alpha 1a. Gene Ontology annotation, molecular function: extracellular matrix structural constituent; protein binding. The transcript has 54 exons. Gene Ontology annotation, cellular component: collagen type II trimer. The record is from RefSeq and is a predicted model, not a curated record. The coding region runs from base 211 to 4674 and encodes 1487 amino acids. Lineage: Eukaryota; Metazoa; Chordata; Actinopteri; Batrachoidiformes; Batrachoididae.